GUCAAGAAUGAUCGAUUCGAUUAAACCACUUAACAAACAAUGAGCCCCUACCUCUCUCUCCGCCACCGCUCCCUCACGCACCUCACGCGCCACUACUCCACCACCACCACCAAGACCAAAAUCCCCGCUCUCUACUCCCCCACGGACUCCACACCCACCACCCCCCUCCAACUCCUCUCCUGGGGCCGCGGCGCCUCCGGCCAGCUCGGCGGCGGCAUCGAGGAAAUCCGCCUCUACCCAUCUCCGGUCGCCAACCUCGCCGUCCCAUCCUCCUCCUCCUUCACCCUCUCCCCAACUCCCGGCAGACUCCCAACGCCGCCCAAAGACGCCAAUGGCUGUUUGGAGGUCGGCAUUUCUUGUGGGCUGUUUCACUCUUCGCUCUUGGUCGACGGCAAGGUUUGGAUUUGGGGUAAAGGCGACGGCGGUCGCCUUGGUUUUGGGCAUGAGAACUCUGCUUUUUUGCCCACUUUGAAUCCCUGUUUGGAUUCAAUACGGUGCGUUUCGCUUGGUGGGUUGCACUCUGUUUCUCUCACAACGCUCGGCGAGGUGUAUACUUGGGGAUAUGGUGGUUUUGGUGCGCUCGGACAUUCUAUCUAUACCAGAGAAUUGUUUCCUAAAUUGGUUGAAGGUUCAUGGAGUGGGAGAAUACAGCAUGUUUCCACUAGUGGGACGCAUACGGCUGCCAUUACUGAAUCGGGAGAACUUUAUACUUGGGGUCGAGAUGAAGGGGAUGGUAGAUUGGGCCUUGGUCCUAAUCGAGGCCCAAAUGAGGGUGGCGGGCUGAGCAUUCCCUCCAAAGUGAAAGCAUUACCUAUGCCUGUGAUUGCUGUUUCUUGUGGAGGGUUUUUCACUAUGGUACUUACGGAAAAUGGGGAACUUUGGAAUUGGGGAGCCAACUCUAACUUUGAGCUUGGAAGGGGUGAUAGGGUUGGUGGCUGGCAACCAAAACCCGUACCUAGUCUUGUAGGGGUUCGUAUUAUUCAGGUAGCAAGUGGUGGAUACCAUUCCAUUGCAUUAACUGAGGAAGGUAAAGUAUAUUCUUGGGGCCAUGGUGGGCAUGGUCAGCUGGGGAACUCAUCUGUGCAAAAUCAAAAAACACCUACAAUUGUUAAGGCUCUUGCUGAUGAGCGUGUCAUCUAUAUAGCUUGUGGAGGAUCAUCUUCAGCGGCUAUAACAGAUACAGGGAAGUUGUAUAUGUGGGGAUACACCAAAGAUUCUCAGUUAGGAGUCCCUGGUCUGCCAGAGAUACAAUCAAGCCCUGUUGAAGUCAAAUUUCUUAUGGAGGAUGAUGGAUUAGGACCGCACAAUGUUCUUUCUAUUUCAGUCGGUGCAUCUCAUGCUAUGUGUUUGGUUUCAAGGGGUGAAUCAUCCGAGUGAGCUGCAAUGGAGGAGAAAUGAAUGUCUAUGAUUAAGAGGUUAAAUUGAUACAAGAUUAGAAUGAGAGAAAGAUGAGGAGUUGAGGUCUGCUGGUCAAUUAUACGGGAUAUAAAUUUUGAAUACUUGAGUGCAAGUAGCUUUCUCACUCUGGCACAGUUACUACGUUGAUAUUCCCUACUGAUCUUAUUCAAGACCAAACCCCUCCAAAUGCUAUGCUUCAGAGCCUGCUGCGAGAUCUGAUGACACUUGACAGAACACAAUUAUUGUAUCCAUGAGAGUUAUCCCUUUUUUUUUCUUUUUCUUUUUUCUGAAUUAUGGCAGAGGUGGUAAAUAGUCCUACCCUAUUGUGUAUUAUUCCUGUAACGCCCCUGUUCCCACUGUUGCCCUAGUUACUUGUACCAGUCUGAGAUUUUGCCCAGAUUUUACUACAAUCUUAGUUCAAAGUUUAUACUCAGGCUGUUCAGUUGCUAAAAGAGGAGAUAAAUUAUGAAUUCUCUGUACUUUCUGC
Molecule: messenger RNA, 1885 nt
Organism: Argentina anserina (silverweed cinquefoil)
Lineage: Eukaryota; Viridiplantae; Streptophyta; Magnoliopsida; Rosales; Rosaceae
Product: RCC1 domain-containing protein RUG3, mitochondrial
Exons: 7
Coding region: 40-1377 (445 amino acids)
Source: RefSeq, a predicted model, not a curated record